UCUUAAAGAUUUAGGAAGAACCCCAUUUAUUAAUUGCAAAUAUUCAUCAUGCAUGAUUUCAAAUAAUAAGACCCUUUUAUCGAAUGCUAAUGUUCUUUUAUUUCAUUUCAGGGAGACAAAAUUUAAAGAAUUGCCAGUAUAUCAUUCAGAUGACCAAAUAUGGAUAUUUUAUUUGACAGAAUCUCCUAUUCACACUUGCUCUAAUAUUUGGGAGUAUUCCUGCCCACUAGACAAAUAUGAUUACCUCUUCAAUUGGACCGCUACUUAUCUACCCCAAUCCGAUAUCCUCAUACAGGACAGUAGUUUCCACAGAAUCAAAUCUAAAUAUUUCCAGAAUAUCACGUCGUCAUAUUCUUUAAUGAAUACCAUGCCACCUAUCAAUAGUUAUCAAAAAGAAUAUUCGAAAGGCAAAAAGGGUCUGGCUGUAACCGUUAUGAGCAAUUGCUUCACAAAUAACCUACGAAUUAAAUAUAUCAGUGAUAUACGAAAUCACGUCUCUUCAAUCCAACAUAACAUAAAAUAUGCAAAUUCCCGUAGCUUAGAUAUACAUGGUGCAUGUUCUUUAUUUUUCUCCGCUCGUCCUCGCCUCUGUCUAACUCCUGAGGAUGUUGGAAAUAGUACCCAUCAACAACCAGAUUGUUUGAUACGCUUCAUUUCUCGUUACAAAUUUUAUUUGGCCUUCGAGAACAGCAAUUGCGCGCAUUACGUGACGGAAAAAAUGUAUCGAGCGCUUUUAGCUGGGGUGGUACCCGUAGUGUUUGGAGCGCGGUACUCAGAUUAUGCAAGAGUGGCUCCACCUUUUUCUUUUAUUUAUGUGGCUUCACCACUGGGGAAGAAAUGGGACCGAAUUAUGGGGAAAGAAUUUCAAAAUGACACUUCUACUCGAAAUCGUAAUCAACAGGUGCCAAAAAAUCACCCUUAUUUUCAUACCAAUAAUUUAAAAGAGCUAGCCAGAUACCUUUUGGUACUAGAUUCAAACGACACACUUUACAAUAAGUAUCACUCUUGGAGGAAAUAUUACGCGAUGGGACCCGACCCUGCCAAAGAUAAUAAUUAUUUAUGCCAAAUAUGUCGACAUUUGCAUCUCAAUGAUAUUCCUAAUAAAUCUUACAAAUUAUCGGACUGGUGGAAUAAAAAAAGGGAUUGUCAGCCAUAUACCUAAUUUUUUAAUGAUUGAAUCUCAAAUAUAAUUUUUCGCCACCUACAUCAAUUUCCAUAUAGAAAUAAUCAAUGAGC
This is a messenger RNA of Gordionus sp. m RMFG-2023, 1236 nucleotides long. Its product is annotated as alpha-(1,3)-fucosyltransferase 7-like. Bases 53 to 1162 code for a protein of 369 amino acids. NCBI's taxonomy places the organism in Eukaryota, Metazoa, Nematomorpha, Gordioida, Chordodea, Parachordodidae. Gene Ontology annotation, cellular component: membrane. The transcript has 5 exons. The record is from RefSeq and is a predicted model, not a curated record. Gene Ontology annotation, molecular function: alpha-(1->3)-fucosyltransferase activity.